Molecule: messenger RNA, 252 nt
Organism: Lactuca virosa
Lineage: Eukaryota; Viridiplantae; Streptophyta; Magnoliopsida; Asterales; Asteraceae
Source: the annotation of a GenBank genome assembly
AUGGUAGGGAAUGUAGAUAUCAUAAGUUAUGUCUCCACUAGAGGUAGAUCAACUGCUUCACAUGGGCGGGAGAAAUAUCCGUUUCUGCAGCUUUUCUUCCCGAUCUAUCCUCGUAAUUCACGCAUCCUCAAGUUUUUUACCUGCAACUCCGCUGACUUCUUCCAUUUCAAUCGGCCCAUCUCGCACGAAUUUUUAGGCGCUUCUCUGAAUCCCUCUUCUGAUCGCAUCGAAAUUGAUUUGCUUCGUUCUUAA